Clarias gariepinus (North African catfish) is the source of this 3170-nucleotide messenger RNA. It is a transcript of the gene pacsin3, whose product is annotated as protein kinase C and casein kinase substrate in neurons 3. Gene Ontology annotation, molecular function: protein binding; phospholipid binding. Gene Ontology annotation, biological process: cytoskeleton organization; regulation of endocytosis; plasma membrane tubulation. Lineage: Eukaryota; Metazoa; Chordata; Actinopteri; Siluriformes; Clariidae. The coding region runs from base 789 to 2102 and encodes 437 amino acids. The record is from RefSeq and is a predicted model, not a curated record. Gene Ontology annotation, cellular component: plasma membrane; cytoplasm; endosome. The transcript is spliced from 11 exons.
GCUGUUUAUCUAAGAUCUGUGAGCCUGGCUGCUGAUUCACUCCCGGAUCGCUGAGACAGACAGAUUACGGAGAGGAAAGCGGAGCUCGCGCGGAGGAUGUAGCGCUUGUUUUUUUUAUAUUUAAAUAUCUUUUCUGUUCCCCCCUAUAAAAACUCCGAGUGGUUAAUUCCUGUAAUUGGAUCAAUGGCUAUAAUGCUGAGCCACGUCGUGUAAUUACCCCACAGGAGAGCGCGGUGAAGACUACAGCUCUUAAUCCGAGGCUUCUUUUUUUUGUUUGUUUGUUUUUCCGUUGACUCUUUCUUUCUCUUUUCCCUCGUGCUGCGCGCGUGAGGCUUGCGCGCGCGCCGCGGAUGAUCCGGGCUCCUGGUUGUUUUUGCAGUCCUGGAUCUCAUUUCCCGUUUAGUUUGGUUACCAUGGCAGAAAGGCAAGGCCCCUGAGCGCACAUCUCUCACUGGGGUAUCUUUUAAUUUUGUUUGCAAAUUGUAGUAUUAUUUUUGUUUGUUUUAACUUCUAAAUUUAUACUUUUAUAUGCAUUUGAUGCAGACUAUAAUAAUACAUAUAAGAAAGAAACAAAUCCGAAUUUCCUCCUCAUCCCGCUCGAUUUCACAACUCGUGGAGAUCUGCGUUUCCCUGCCUGGGAACUUCCAACCCGCUCGUUUCCCGUCUCUCGCAGGGCCACUGUACAGGCAGCGCACCUGGACAGAGGCAUUACUAACCCCUAACAUUUCAGCACCUAAUUGGUUUGACAGAAAGCCGCAAUCAUUCCGUGCUGCAAGGGUGACCCUAAAAUGUCUUCCGACGGGGACCUGCAAGACGUUGGGAGCUAUGGAAGCUUUUGGGAGCCGGGGAACUACAAGAGGACAGUGAAGCGGGUUGACGACGGCUACAAACUCUGCAACGAGCUGGUCAGCUGCUUCCAGGAGCGUGCCAAGAUCGAGAAGGCCUAUUCCCAGCAGCUGAAUGACUGGGCUAAAAGAUGGAGGGGUGUUGUAGAGAAAGGCUCACAAUAUGGCACCCUGGAGAAGGCUUGGCACGCGUUUAUGAAUGCAGCAGACAAGCUAAGCGAGAUCCACAUGGAGCUGAAAGAAAAGCUGGUUACGGAGGACAGUGAGAAGAUCCGAAUCUGGCAGAAGGAUGCCUUCCACAAGCAGAUGAUUGGAGGCUUCAAGGAGACCAAAGACGCAGAUGAAGGAUUCCGAAAGGCCCAAAAACCCUGGGUCCGCAAACUUAAGGAAGUAGAGGCCUCUAAAAAGAGUUACCACCAGGCGCGUAAGGAGGAGCGAACAGCAAUGACGCGCGAGACACACGCCAAAGCCGACCCGACCAAGUCCCCGGAGGAGGUGCGCAAGUUCACGGAUCGGGUGGAGAAAUGCACUCAGGAGGCUGAGAAGAUGAAGGACCGCUACGAGAAAGCCCUGGAUGAGCUGAACCGCUGUAACCCGCGCUACAUGGAAGACAUGGAGCAGAUGUUUGAGAUAACCCAAGAUGCUGAGAAAAAGCGGCUGUGCUUCUUUAAGGAGGUGAUGCUGGAUAUUCAUCAGCACCUGGACCUCUCCAGCAAUGCAGGGUUUAAGGCUUUGUAUCAAGAUCUGAACCAGACUAUUAAUGCUGCCAGUGACACAGAGGACCUGCGGUGGUGGAGGAACACACACGGACCUGGAAUGAGCAUGAACUGGCCUCAGUUUGAGGAAUGGUCUCCAGAGACCAACCGCUCGAUCAGCCGCAAAGAUAGGAACAGCCGAAUGGAUGACGUCACCUUGACCAACAUCGUCUCCGCUGCUGAUGAUGCACCUCAGACUCCACCAGAUACUAUCCGCGCUGCCAAGGAUUACUCCUCGGACUGGUCUGAUGAAGAGAGCCCCAAGAAGUACAUAGCAGCGAACGGAGUCGAGCUCGAAGAGGAGGAGGAGAAGGUAGCGGGUGUGCGCGUUAGAGCACUGUAUGAUUACACUGGCCAAGAAUCUGAUGAGCUGACUUUUAAAGCAGGUGAAGAGUUGAUGAAGCUGGGAGAGGAGGACGAGCAGGGCUGGUGCAAAGGGCAGCUGGAAAGCGGCGAGGUGGGCCUCUACCCUGCUAACUACGUCCAAAUCAUCGGCUCCUGAUGACCCAACAAGACACCCCCCCCCCCCCCCCCGCCACCACCCCACCCCACCUUCCUCGAGAAGGCCUCAUCAUCACUGAACUGAUCACACUGAACUGUGCCAGCUGGGCCCGUCUGACGCUCUGGAGGCCCUGCUAGCCAUCACUACAUUUACAGGAACCACAAAAAGAGAAAAACUUAUAUAAAUUGUUGAGAAAUUUAGGAUCAUGGUGCCAUGGCCUAAUUCGUGGCUUUGUGAAAGACUUUAUAGGUACAGUGCCUUUUUUUUUCUAGAAGAAUGGACAGAAAUAAAGCUGAAGAGUUAAAAGUACUAUCACCACACUCACCACGCUUGUUACAGCCUUUUUCGCUUCUCUAAAGGGAUAAAUGUAUUUGCUUUUCUGAUGUAUCCUGGGGCUGCAUCUACACUAUGGGAGGUCGGUUUACAUCCUGUACUUGAGAAUUUCAGAUGUAUCAGAAAUCAUCGCAAGUAUUUAUUUCAAGCAGAUCAAGUUGAUUUUUUUGUUUAGUUUUUUUUCAUGUACAUAUAUAUAAUAUAUUUUCUUUAACAGCUUAAGUACUUGGAGGGCAACUGGGCUGCACAUAGUUAAACAUCGCUGUAGGAUUCCUGAAAGUAUUGGCGUUGGUUUUCUAACCUUUCUUUGUAAACGUGAACGUUUUGUGGAUUUGUAUAAUGCGAGAAAGUUAAGGAUCAAAACGGGCUCUGUAAGACCAGAUAAUUUUGACAGGUCCUAAAGGAAUUUCUAUUUUUUUGAAGCAGAGGAUGCGUAAAUCGAAUAGAUCUUUUAGUUGUAUUUUUAAUUUUAUUUUCUGUUUUUAAUUAAAAGCACCAUUAAAGACUCAGACCAAUGACUUAUGUGAGGUUAUCUGAGCAGCGCAUGUUUGUGUGUGUGUGUGUGUGUAUGUAUGUAUAUCUCUGUUUGCUUGUCUGUACAGACUGUGCGAGUGUCAGACGAUAUAAAAGUGAUCCUGGUUUCCGCAUCUAUGACUGACACCUAACAUUUAUCUACUGUAUCAACCUGUACUAAUCAGUGUAAAAAAAUCCAAAUAAACACAGAUGAGCUGGUUA